Molecule: messenger RNA, 1146 nt
Organism: Emericellopsis atlantica
Lineage: Eukaryota; Fungi; Ascomycota; Sordariomycetes; Hypocreales; Bionectriaceae
Product: ATP-dependent Clp protease proteolytic subunit
Exons: 4
Coding region: 26-835 (269 amino acids)
Biological process (GO): protein quality control for misfolded or incompletely synthesized proteins
Cellular component (GO): endopeptidase Clp complex
Molecular function (GO): serine-type endopeptidase activity; ATPase binding; ATP-dependent peptidase activity
Source: RefSeq, a predicted model, not a curated record
UCCUACCAUCUCCAUCAGCUUCAACAUGCGCCUACGCCCAUCAUUACUCGCCCCGCUUCGGCGGACGGCGCCUAGAUAUGCCCGCUGCUUCGGCCACUUCACCUCUGGCGGCUCAGCCAGCGCAGCACCGGCCAUGAACAUCCCUAUGCCGUAUAUCGAAGAGACAACGGCGCAAGGACGAAGAACAUGGGACAUAUUCUCGAAAUUAUUACAAGAGCGCAUCAUCUGCGUCAAUGGCGAGAUCAACGACUACAUGUCGGCAUCUGUCGUCUCGCAGCUGCUCUGGCUAGAGUCUGACACCCCCGACAAACCGAUCACCAUGUACAUCAAUUCGCCAGGCGGAUCUGUCACGUCUGGCAUGGCCAUCUACGAUACCAUGUCAUAUAUCAAAUCGCCGGUGUCGACAGUCUGCGUGGGCGGCGCUGCAUCGAUGGCGGCUAUCCUUCUUGCCGGCGGCGAGCCUGGCAAGCGCUGCGCCCUCCCGCACAGCAGUAUCAUGAUCCAUCAACCACUGGGUGGCACCCACGGCCAGGCCUCUGACAUCCUCAUCUACGCGAAUCAGAUCCAACGUAUCCGCGAACAAUCGAAUCGUAUCAUGCGGCACCAUCUCAACACCGCCAAGGGUUUCGAACGGUAUUCCCUGGAGGAAAUCAACGACCUGAUGGAGCGGGACAAGUAUCUGUCCACCGAGGAAGCGCUCGAGCUCGGUGUCAUCGACGAGAUCUUCACCAAGAGAACUGAUAAGGACGGCCCAGAGGAGGCGGGCAAUAAGGAUCAGAGCAGGGCUGGCGAAUCCAAGGGCAGCAGCCCCGGGGAGUCCCCGUCGAAAGAAUGAAGUUGUUCCUUUUACCGUGUACCACACAUCUCUCCUCUUCAGUCUACCUAACGUUCGUGACUUCUCGGCAGGGUUCGGUAAAGCUACCCUACUGAGGCCGGUCAUUUGUGCGCAACGCUAAAGGGGUUUUGCCAUGUUGCGCUUGGACCUCAUCACCUGUAUAAUAUCUGCGGUCCGUAUGUCGCUUCAAAAUGUCAAAGAUCAUCAGCGGCAGUUGGCAAGGGCAAACGUCGUGAUAAUAAAAACAAGGAUAAUCUCACUGUGCUAGACGCGAUCCCGUCUGCGCUAGGCCAAGUGCCGAAAUCCUCCGC